UCAAGCGGAGUUCAGCCGGAACCGUUAACUUGCUUGAGUCAAACACCGGCGGCGUUAAAUAAUAAACCGUCAAUAAAACCGUUAAAUCUCCUCAGAAACACCGUCAGGAUUCAGAAGCUAAUCUGCGUUACAGCAGUCUGAUCGAGUUUUAAUCGACGCAGGAAAGUUUGCGAGUGAGUUUAGCGAGUAAGCGAGGUGUUGUUAGCAGCACAUAAACAAUAAUAAUAAUAAUAAUAAACCGCCGUGGAGAAUAAAGUGUGAGAUCAGCGCUGUUUACCGACAGAAACACGCAGAAUGUGAGAGUUCAGCAAAGCCGCGAGUGCUGAUUCUGCUGCGGUCAAAAUCAACAUGAUCACCGGCAUCUGGAGCCCAGCAGCUGCAGCUACACCAACCCUGCUGACGGAGAACUCCACAGCGAGCUGAGAUGAUGAUGAUGAAGAUGAUGAUGUUUUGGCUGCUGCCCGUCUGGACUCUCCUCCUGCUGUCCUCGUCUUCUUCUUCUUCUCCUCCUUCUUCUUCUUCUGCUGUUGAUUUCUCGGUGCGUUUUGGACACACUCUGCCGUCUCUCAGUCGUCCUGCGAACUCCACGCAGAUCUUCUAUGGCAUCAUGUUUGACGCCGGCAGCACCGGCACACGCAUCCACGUCUACACCUUUAUCCAGAGAGAGCCAGAUGGACUGCCAGUGCUGGAUAAUGAGAUGUUCCACUCCAUGAAGCCUGGACUCUCUGCAUAUGCAGACAUGCCUGAGAUUGCGGGUCAUACGGUGCGUCAACUGCUGCGAGUGGCUAAGAAGACUGUUCCUCCGCUGGAGUGGAAGCGGACACCGCUGGUGUUCAGAGCCACCGCUGGACUCAGACUGCUGCCCGCCGCUAAAGCUCAUGCACUGCUGGAGGAGGUCCAGGAUGUCUUUGAUGAGUCUCCGUUUUACGUUCCUCCAGACAGCGUCAGGAUCAUGAACGGCACCAGUGAAGGGAUUCUGGCCUGGGUCACAGUCAACUUUCUGACAGGUCGACUGGAGCGAAACACAGAGAAGACAGUAGGAAUCCUGGACCUCGGCGGAGGAUCAACACAGAUUACCUUCUUGCCCAAGUCAAAGAAAACCAUUGAAGCUGCUCCGGCCGACUACAUCAGCAGAUUCCAGAUGUUCAACUGCAGCUACCAGCUCUACACACACAGUUAUCUAGGAAACGGCAUCAAAGCUGCUCGACUCUCAGCCCUCGGGGCCCUGAAUGCAGACGCAGGUCUGGAAAAGAAGCUCUUCCGCAGCUCUUGUUUGUCCAGAUCACACACAGCAGAGUUCAGCUUCGGCGGCGUCUCGUAUCACGUCAGCGGCGACAGCAGCGGUGUGAGCGGCUAUAAGGCGUGCUAUCAGGAGUUAGUGAAGGUGGUGAAGGGCAUCAUCAAGCAGCCGCUGGAGCUCAGAGAUUCCUCCUCCUUCUACGCUUUCUCUUAUUAUUAUGAUCACGCGGUGGAGGCCGGACUCAUCGAUGAGCAGCGCGGAGGAGCCGUGAAGGUCCGAGACUUCCGGAAAACCGCUCGACAGGUGUGUAACCGGCCGGCGCGUCACACUCAGCUCAACCAGUUCCUCUGUAUGGACCUGACCUACAUCACCUGCCUGCUGAAAGACGGCUUCGGCUUCAAGGAGAGCACUGUCCUGCAGUUAACCAAGAAGGUGAGGAAUGUGGAAACCAGCUGGGCUUUAGGUGCCGCCAUCGACCACUUCCAGAAGUCCAGGAUCCACUGAAGUGAACAAUGAUCACACAAACCACGCUUCACUACUGAGCAUCAGUGUUUACAGCAGUCUGAGACUCAUUUUUACUCUUCUAAUUUUGUCUCUAUCAAAUGUACAGUUCUUUUUAUGUUCGGAUAGUUUUAUUUUUGGAAACAUUACAGCAUAACAUCCCAGAGCACAUCAGGUCAACUUACUUGACAUUUAGUCUAACAGUCCUAAUGAAUGCUCAUUUAAGAUCUUGAUUCUUCAUAGUUUUUAUGGGAUGUCAUUGUCUAACUAAAUCAUUUUUUGGUGCGAUUACUCACAUUAGUAAGGUGGAUUCGGUGUUUAAUGUCGUGGAACUGAGGAGUAGUAAUGUUUAUUUUCAACAUGCCUUAAUUUCAGCAUGAACUCAAAUGCACAGUAUUUAUUUCAGCAGCACACAUCACGUCUUAAUUCAUCUGUGUGAAUGAGUCCACUUAAUAAUAAUAAAGGAAACUGAUUUCAAAUCAGUUUAACUGCUCAGAUUAAAUAAAUAAAUUAUUGAAAAUCUGUCAGCUGAUGAUUCUGAUUGGGCGAAAUAUGCUUAGCCACGCCCCUCCAACUGUAAGUUUGCGGCGUUAAAGAUGAAUGGAGCUAAAAAGUAAACCCCGCCUCUGCUCUAUUCAGUCAGAAUUACUUCAAUUGUUGAUAAACUAUUUUUAAUAAACAGCAUUUUAUUGUGCCUGAA
Molecule: messenger RNA, 2441 nt
Organism: Danio aesculapii
Lineage: Eukaryota; Metazoa; Chordata; Actinopteri; Cypriniformes; Danionidae
Gene: entpd5b
Product: ectonucleoside triphosphate diphosphohydrolase 5b
Exons: 14
Coding region: 425-1744 (439 amino acids)
Biological process (GO): nucleoside diphosphate catabolic process
Cellular component (GO): membrane
Molecular function (GO): UDP phosphatase activity; GDP phosphatase activity
Source: RefSeq, a predicted model, not a curated record